Lodderomyces jiufengensis is the source of this 4437-nucleotide messenger RNA. RefSeq lists its product as uncharacterized. Gene Ontology annotation, biological process: transmembrane transport. Lineage: Eukaryota; Fungi; Ascomycota; Pichiomycetes; Serinales; Debaryomycetaceae. The record is from RefSeq and is a predicted model, not a curated record. The transcript has a single exon. Bases 1 to 4437 code for a protein of 1478 amino acids. Gene Ontology annotation, cellular component: plasma membrane. Gene Ontology annotation, molecular function: ATP hydrolysis activity; ATP binding; ABC-type xenobiotic transporter activity.
AUGACUUCAACAGAACUAGAAGAUCAACAAUUAAGUCUACAACGACAAAAACGUUUAUUAAGUUUUAUGUUUUCAAAAAAAGUACCUCAUAUUCCAACUCAAGAUGAAAGAAAACCUUAUCCACAAUCAACUGCUAAUUUUAUAUCACAAUUAUUUUUUUGGUGGUUAUCACCAGUAAUGAAAACUGGUUACAAGAGAACUUUACAACCUGAUGAUUUAUUUUAUUUAACUGAUGAUAUAAAAGUUGAAAAAAUGGCAAAUGAUUUUUAUGGGUAUAUGAUAAAAGAUAUUGAUUCAGCAAGAUCAAAACAUAUUGCAGAAAAAUGUAAAGAAAGAGGUCAAUCUUUAGAAAAUUCAACAGUUGAUCCAGAAUUGGAUUUAAAAGAUUUUAAACUAAGUAAAUUUAUAACUGUUUGGGCAUUAGCUAAAACUUUUAAAUGGCAAUAUUUAUUUGCUUGUACUUGUUUAGCAUUAUCAAAUGCUGCUCAAACAACUAUGCCAUUAUUAACUAAAAAAUUAAUUCAAUAUGUUGAAUAUAAAGCUAUGGGAAGAGAAUUGGGGAUUGGUAAAGGUCUUGGUUAUUCAUUUGGUGUUACUGCAUUAAUAUUUGUUGUGGGUGUAACAAUUAAUCAUUUUUUUUAUAGAUCAAUGAUUACUGGUGCACAAGCAAAAGCUGUUUUAACUAAAGCAUUACUAGAUAAAUCAUUUAAAUUAAGUGCUGAAGCAAAACAUAAAUAUCCAGUUGGUAAAAUUACUUCAAUGUUGGGUACUGAUUUAUCAAGAAUUGAUUUUGCUUUAGGUUUUCAACCUUUUUUAUUUGUUUUCCCAAUUCCAAUUGCAAUUGCCAUAGCUAUUUUGGUGGUAAACAUCGGUGUUGCUUCAUUAGUAGGUGUAGCCAUUUUAUUGGUUUUCAUGGUUUGUAUUGCAGCAGCUACUGGUAAAUUAUUUGCAUAUAGAAAAACUGCAAAUUUUUUUACAGAUUCAAGAGUUAAUUAUAUGAAGGAAGCAUUAAAUAAUUUAAAAAUUAUUAAAUUUUAUUCAUGGGAACCUCCAUAUCAUGAAAAUAUUUCAGAUAUUAGAAGAAAAGAAAUGAAAAUUAUUUAUAGAAUGCAAGUUUUAAGAAAUAUUGUUACAUCAUUUGCUAUGUCAUUAACUUUAUUUGCAUCAAUGACUGCAUUUUUGGUACUUUAUGCUAUUGCAAAUGGAAGAAGAGAUCCAGCUUCUAUUUUUUCAUCACUUUCAUUAUAUAAUGUUUUAACUCAACAAGUGUUUUUAUUACCAAUGGCUUUAGCUACUGGUGCUGAUGCUUUCAUGGGUAUUUCAAGGGUUGGAGAAUUCAUGUCACAAAGUGAGAUUAACCCUGAAGAAAAUUCAAUUGUUGCACCACCAAGUGUAAAGGAAAUUAUGGAUAAAGAGCAUUUAUCGAUUGAAGUUAAUCAUGCCGAUUUUGAAUGGGAAACAUUUGAUGAUGAUGAUGAAGAAGAAGAGUUUGAUAAAGAUGGAAAACCAAAAAAGGAGGGGAAAAAAGAUGAUAAGGAUCAGAAGAAAAGUAUUGAUGAAACUGAUUUAUAUCAUGAAGAAUUAAAUAGUGAGAAAUUAUCUUCAAAAGGUUUAGAUGAUUCUACUACUGAUGUAUCAAGUGAAGAAGAAACUAAAUUUGAAGGAUUAAGAGAUAUCAAUUUUAAAAUUAAAAAGGGAGAAUUCGUAGUUAUUACAGGUUUAAUUGGUUCAGGUAAAUCAUCAUUAUUAUCUGCUAUGUCCGGAUUUAUGAAACGUACAAGUGGUUCAGUUUAUGUUGAUGGUUCAUUAUUACUUUGUGGAUAUCCAUGGGUUCAAAACACUACUGUGAAAGAAAAUAUCUUAUUUGGUUUGGAAUAUGAUGAAGAAAAAUAUAAUCAAGUCAUUUAUGCAUGUUCAUUAGAAUCCGAUUUAGAAAUUUUACCGGCUGGUGAUAGAACCGAAAUUGGUGAAAGAGGGAUUACAUUAUCUGGUGGUCAAAAAGCCAGAAUAAAUUUAGCUCGUGCCGUUUACGCAAAUAAAGAUAUUAUACUAUUAGAUGAUGUAUUAAGUGCAGUUGAUGCUCGUGUUGGUAAACAUAUAAUGAAUACAUGUAUUAUGGGUUUAUUAAAAGAAAAAACUAGAAUCUUGGCAACUCAUCAAUUAUCAUUAAUUGGAGAAGCUGAUAGAAUUAUAUUUUUAAAUGGUGAUGGAUCAAUUCAAGUUGGUACAUUUGAAGAAUUAAAAGCUAAUAAUGAAGGGUUUAUAUCAUUAAUGGCUUAUAAUAAUGAAUCUAAAAAGGAAGAAGAAGAAGAACAAGUUGAAGAAUUUGAAGAUGUUGAAGAUCAAGAAUUAGCAGAAGAGAGAAGAUUAAUUGAACGUCAAUUAACUCAAAGAUCAACAAGAACUUAUAAAUCUGGUGCAACCACUGUAGAUGGGGAAGAACCAGAAGAUGAAGAAGCUCGUCAUAGAGAAUUCAAUGUUGAUGCAAAUGCAAGUGGUAAAUUAAUUGAUGAUGAAGAAAGAGCAGUUAAUGCUAUUAGUUGGAAUGUUUAUUCAAGAUAUAUUACUUUAGGUUCAGGUAAGUAUGGACCUUGGGUUAUUGUUCCAAUUUUAGUUUCACUUAUGAUUAUUACAACUUUUACACAAAUUUUUACAAAUACUUGGUUAUCAUUUUGGACCGAAUAUAAAUUCCAUAGACCUGAUAAAUUUUAUAUUGGUCUUUAUAUUAUGUUUACAUUUUUAUCAUUUAUUUUGUUGACUAUUGAAUUUGUUAUAUUGGUUUAUAUUACAAAUACUGCCUCAGUUAUGUUGAAUGUUUUAGCAGUCAAAAAAGUUUUACAUGCUCCAAUGUCAUUUAUGGAUACUACACCAAUGGGUAGGAUUUUGAAUAGAUUUACAAAAGAUACUGAUGUUUUAGAUAAUGAAAUUGGUGAUCAAUUAAGGUUUUUUUUGUUUGUAUUUUGUAACAUUAUUGGUGUUUUGAUAUUGUGUAUUAUUUAUUUACCAUGGUUUGCUAUUGCAAUUCCAUUCCUUGGUAUGUUAUUCGUCGCAGUUGCAAAUUAUUAUCAAUCAUCAGCAAGAGAAGUUAAAAGAUUAGAAGCUAUUCAAAGAUCAUUAGUUUAUAAUAAUUUUAAUGAAACUUUAAGUGGUAUGGCUACUAUCAAAGCAUAUCAUGCAACAGAAAGAUUUGGUGAGAAAAAUAAUUAUCUUAUUGAUAAAAUGAAUGAAGCUUAUUAUAUCACAAUUGCAAAUCAACGUUGGUUAGCUAUACAUAUGGAUUUCAUUGCUUGUUUAUUUGCUUUAUUAAUUGCAUUAUUAUGUGUUAAUAGAAUUUUUAAUGUUAGUGCAGCAUCAACUGGUUUAAUUUUAUCUUAUGUAUUACAAAUUGCUGGUCAACUUUCAAUGUUAAUAAGAACUUUUACUCAAGUUGAAAAUGAAAUGAAUUCAGCUGAAAGAUUGAAUUCAUAUGCUUCUAAUUUACCUGAAGAAGCUCCUUAUGUUAUUACUGAAAAUGCUCCACCACCAAAUUGGCCAUCUGAGGGUGUUAUAUCAUUUGAUAGAGUAUCAUUAGCUUAUAGACCAGGUUUACCUUUAGUAUUAAAAAAUAUAAAUUUUAAUACUAAACCAAUGGAAAAAAUAGGUAUUUGUGGUAGAACAGGUGCAGGUAAAUCAUCAAUAAUGACUGCUUUAUAUAGAUUAUCAGAAUUAGAAACUGGUAAAAUUGAAAUUGAUGGUAUUAAUAUUUCAAAAUUAGGUUUACAAGAUUUAAGAUCAAAAUUAGCUAUAAUCCCACAAGAUCCUGUAUUAUUUAAAGGAACUAUAAGGAAAAAUUUAGAUCCUUUUAAUGAACAUUCAGAUGAUAAAUUAUGGGAAGCAUUAAGAAGAACAGGAUUAAUUGAAGAAACAAGAUUAGAAGCUGUUAAAAAACAAAUAAAACCAGCAAAAAUUACCACAACCACAACCACCAACAACACCACCACCAAAACCAAAGAUAAUGAGAAAAAACCAACCACAACCACCACAUCUGAUCAAACAGAAACUUCAACAUUACAUAAAUUUCAUUUAGAUCAAUCAGUAGAAGAUGAAGGAUCAAAUUUUUCAUUAGGAGAAAGACAAUUAAUAGCAUUUGCAAGAGCAUUAGUGAGAGAUUCCAAAAUAUUAAUUUUAGAUGAAGCAAGUUCAGCAGUUGAUUUAAAAACAGAUUCAAUGAUUCAACAAACUAUUAUAAAAGAAUUUUCAAAUUGUACAAUAUUAUGUAUUGCUCAUAGAUUGAAAACUAUUAUAAAUUAUGAUAGAAUUUUAGUAUUAGAUAAAGGAGAAAUUAAAGAAUUUGAUAAACCUUGGAAUUUAUUUAAUUCAAAAGGUUCAAUUUUUCAACAAAUGUGUGAAAGAUCUAAUGUUACUGAAGAAGAUUUUGUAAAUGCAACAAAGUUUUAA